ACACCGAUCAAUCAAUCAUGUGAUGCGUUGCAUAGAUGCAGAGCAGAGGCAGCCGGGAUCGAAUGGAGGAGCCUCAGCCGGCCUGCCGGUCCUUUUCCCUUCCAACCACCGCGCGAUCUGCCGCAAAUCCUCUCCAUGCUUUCCCAGCGGAAAAGGAGAGAGACACUAGACACAUUAUCCUGCUGCUAUACUAUACCGCCACCGCAACAGCCCACCCGCCGCCGCCGCCGGUGCAAGUUCGUAUUUGGAACUUGCAUGCCCGCGUCGUCGUCGUCGUCGUCGCCCAACAUCCUGAGCUGCUCCGCCCUGGAGGAGGAUCCGUGGUCGCCUACAGCAACGAUGAUGACCGCCGGCGACGACGACGACGACUUGUUGGUGCAGCUGGUGCCGAGGGACGUCUCGGACGGGCUCCUCGGCAAGUUCGCGGACACCAGCGCCUUCGACUUCGACUACGGCCGCAGCGGGCUCUGGUCGCCCCUGCUGCUGCGCCCCGAGGCCAUGCUGCUUGCGCAGUCCCCGGCCGCCGGCCGGCGCCCACGACGGCGGCGGCGCCGGAAGCGGAGGAAGGUGCUCUGCUGCUGCUGGCGAUGGUGGUGACGCGACCGCGACGUGCAGUGCAGUGUUCCCUACGGACGAAACAUCUGCUCUGCUCUGCUCUGCUCUUAAUAAUAAUGCUGCUGAAUCUUGGAUUUCUUCAUUCUUCAGUACAUGCAAAAGAGUCAUUCUCUGUAUGGACCAUGAGAAGCUGAGUAUUUAUGUAUGCGUGCAGUGCAGCGACGUAUAUAAGGACCAGAUUGCAAGACGACAUGAUUGUUUUUUGGUAUUGCUUUUUGGAGCCAUCCCCAACAUGGAUGAAUCCUGUAAUUACCUUGUUUUGUUGGAAAGUACGUACUACUUUUUGAUCCA
Molecule: messenger RNA, 906 nt
Organism: Zea mays
Lineage: Eukaryota; Viridiplantae; Streptophyta; Magnoliopsida; Poales; Poaceae
Exons: 2
Coding region: 36-749 (237 amino acids)
Source: RefSeq, marked validated